This is a messenger RNA of Varroa destructor (honeybee mite), 3378 nucleotides long. RefSeq names its product stearoyl-CoA desaturase 5-like. Gene Ontology annotation, biological process: unsaturated fatty acid biosynthetic process. Lineage: Eukaryota; Metazoa; Arthropoda; Arachnida; Mesostigmata; Varroidae. The record is from RefSeq and is a predicted model, not a curated record. Gene Ontology annotation, molecular function: iron ion binding; stearoyl-CoA 9-desaturase activity. Gene Ontology annotation, cellular component: endoplasmic reticulum membrane.
UUGGUCCCGUUGAUGCUUCUGCUUGGUUGUUGACGCAGUGGUCGUCGCUCAGUUGCUGAUGAGAAACAAACUAAUGUUUUGUCGAUUACGUUGCUGUGCCGUGAUCUGUUUCUGUGGUGGUCAACAGCGGCAAUAGAAGGAAUAUUAGCCUAAACAAGUCGCAAACGAAACACGCUUAUAGCAAAGCAGCGGCUCAGGGAAAAGAACGACUUGUUAUUGCACGGUGCAACGGCUUUUUUCAACGGCAGUCAGAGGUAAUCGGCCACUGUGUUCAACUCCGCCUGCCGUCGCAUUUAGCCCAAAAGUUGCUGGAGCAUUCGGUUGAAGAAAAGGUCGAAGCUCUAUUCGUUGGCGGUUACAAUCAACUUUUGGGUGUUUAACGAGAAUCCGAGGAGACAACAGCACACGGAAGUGUAUCUUAUGAUCAGCGUUCAGUCCGUCAAUACGGAUUUUCUCUCGACGUCGAAGUUGACGUUUUCUUGAGACGGAAGCUGACUGAUUUCGUGCAGCGGCAGAUGUGAGUGGCUAGUAACGAGAACGGCGUUGUCUUCGCUUAUACGUGUGUUUGUCCGUGUAUUUGUGUAACGUGACAAGUGAAAGGAUCAAAGGAAAAAGAGUUAAAUGUGAAGUGUACUUCGCACAAAAUAGACAUACUGAAGACGGCCGGUAAUACGGAACACGCUUAGGAGAGUAACAGUAUCAGCAAGAAGACGAAGUCACACACAUAGGCGCAGGAUGCUGACAAUCACGCUUAAAGUCGGCCAAAAUGUGAAGGCGGCCACAAAGGAGCCAGCGGCCUGUAAGCCAAUCAACGCAGUUCCGGUGAGGGAACUCCAGGAGCUCAAGGAAAUCAAAGCGUCGGCGACUACUGAGCAACGGGCUUUCCUGGAAAAUGAUAAUGAUGCCAACAACGAAGGUGGAAUCGUAGCCGGCGAAUUCAAGGCCCAGAUCGUGUGGCAAAACGUUUUCGUCUUUGUCCUACUUCAUGGAGCCAUGCUAUACGGCAUCUACGUUGCCCUUGUUCAUGCGAUGUGGAGAACCUGGUUUUUCGCCUUCCUGAUUGGUCAGCUUGCCGGCCUCGGAGUUACUGCCGGCGCUCAUCGACUAUGGUCCCAUCGAGCCUACAAAGCACGUCUUCCACUUCGUAUCGUGUUGAUGCUCUUCAACUGUCUUGCAUGCCAGAAUGACCUCUACGAAUGGACUCGUGAUCAUCGCGUCCACCAUAAAUACUCGGAAACAGACGCGGACCCUCAUAACGUAAACCGAGGCUUCUUCUUCGCUCACGUUGGCUGGCUGAUGUGCAAGAAACAUCCAGAAGUGUUUCGUAAAGGAAAGGCCGUCGACUGCUCGGACCUUCUCCAAGAUCCAGUGAUCCGCUUCCAGCGCAGGUGGUAUGUCCCCUUGACUACGUUUAUGUGCUUCUACAUGCCGACUGUUGUACCGUACUACCUAUUCGGUGAAACGUACUGGAACGCUUUCUUUGUCUCCACGAUGACCCGCUACGUGUUUUCGCUCAACUUUACUUGGCUCGUUAACAGUGCAGCUCACCUCUGGGGAAAUAAGCCUUACGAUCGUCAUAUCUCACCUGCGGAAAAUGCCUUUGUUUCGCUGGUCGCCAUAGGAGAAGGUUUUCACAAUUAUCACCAUACGUUCCCGUGGGACUAUCGUACGUCGGAACUCGGUUGGAAGAUCAACUUAACGUCGAUGUUCAUUGAGGCAAUGGCAUACAUCGGUCAAGCAUACGACUUGAAGACAGUUCCGCCCGCUGUCGUUGAGAAACGCAAGCUUCGCACUGGCGACGGUACUAAGGACUGUUUUGACGAUGCAGCAAAUCGAUCCCGCACUAAGGACUCGGAACCCCAUCGCCAUCAUUACCACCACCAUCAUCAUCACCCCGAGGAAGUCCCGUACGAGGAGAUGUUUGGCCAUCAAAAUUGAGUGAUUGUACAUUCUAGCUGUAUAUUAAUUCAUUCUCAGGUUAGGUAACGGCGGCCCUAUGAGGAACUCAAGGUAGUGCGACGCACCGGGUCCCUUCUGCAUGGGGGAAUACUGUUAACCUCGAGCCGCCGACCUUCAAACUAUUAAUACUACUUUGCCGCAGGAGUAUAGGACGCGCAACGUAGAAGACAAAGAAACGACAACGUAACCCAUCCCAUCCGUUGAGAAGUUGAAGAUGACAACGAUGAGUGAUUAUACGCCUCAUUGAUAGCAACGAGUCACGUGAAAUAUUCAUGUGUCAUCUACCGCUGAGUCUACGUGCCUCAUCUCUAUUUUACUCUUCAAUAGGCCGCACAAGACACACAUACAUGUGUUCAAUAGAUGACUGAAUUGAAAGUUUAGUGAGACUUGCGGAAAUUACUGCUCGCAGAAGGCGUCUAAUAAGAAUAAACGAAAAGGCGUCUAUCAACAAGGACACAGAGAAUAAAUAUCAUCUUGUAUCUUGUUCAUAAUAUAAUUAAGUAAACAAAUAAGAAAAUAGUAAUAAUCAUCGUAAAUCUACAAUAGGAGAUGGCAUAACAUAAUCAAGCAAUCGCCGCCCACGAAAAACCUGGAGAGUCAGAGUGAUAUAAUUUGUGAUGCUAUCUAUCUUGUUGGUUAACAAGUGAUCUUUAUCAAUUUUUCAGUUAUCAUAUUCAAUAAGAGAUUACAUAACGACUGAAUAAUCAGCUUACUGAGUAAUGUAAAAUGACUGAAAAUAAUCGUACAGCACGGGGAACAGAAGCACGGCGAGAUAAUAACAACGACCCAAAGUUAAGAUGUUGACAAAUACGAAGCCAGCUAAGAAAGCACUAAUAAGUGAACCUCCUCGAGCGACGCUCUAAUAGUUCAAGACCCCACAUGCAUGGAUAAGUGCAUAAAAAGGUCGGGCUUCCUAUACUGAAAUCUUUGUUUUUUCAACUGCUUCAUUAGAUUCCAUCGAGUGACUAAUGAAACGCUGCUGCUACUAGUAGUGAAGAGUUGAAUUUAUUAAAUAUUUUACGUUGUUAUUGUACAUAGUAAUAAUAAAGGAAUAAUGUGGCGCGUGCCCUAAAAAGGUGACACUGGAAGGAUAAGAAAAGGCCUAAUAGCAUAUUAUUAUAGAUCUGUUCUUCGCGUAAGGGCUAGCAGAUGUGAAAUAUUGUUGGAACAAGCAAUAGAACGAUGCCGUAUGGGCUCGGGCCUAACAGCUGGACUUCUUUAGAAUGUAUUCAUCGCAAUUUUCGAUUCUGUCCAGACACUCAGCUAUAAAAAAAAAGCCGGUACAAUUAAUUAAACAGACAAGCAAAACGUCUACUGAGUAAUGAAGAAAAAAGCAAUAACAAUUGAGGCACCUAACAGAAAUAUAUCUCCCAUAUUCCAUCGAUAAUACACAAGUUAAUAAACGUUUAAUUUUAGCCU